CAAAAUGGCGAUCUUUCUGUCACACUUGUUGCCAUGUGUUUGCUGGUGAUUUUAAUUUUAUAUAAAGUAAAUUUUACUUUUUCAAUAUAGUAUAAACGAUGGAAGUUGAAAAAUAAUUUUUAAGAAAAGUACACAAUAUAAUAUUUGUAAAAUUCCCGAAGUGUGCUGUAACAUUUAAUACAAGAUGACGGAAUUGAAUGGUAGUAGAGACCCAGUUUCCGAGGAGAAAAAAUCAGACUUUUGGACAGAUGUUUUGGGCUCUCCAAAGUACGUGGUUGCACCAAUGGUAGACGCUAGUGAAUUAGCUUGGAGGCUACUUAGUAGACGACAUGGAGCUCAACUUUGUUACACACCUAUGUUGCAUUCUUCUGUUUUUUGUCGGGAUUCAAAAUACAGAAAAGAUGCUCUUGCUAGUACUACGGAAGAUCGUCCAUUGAUAGUUCAAUUUUGUGGUAAUGAUCCAAAAAUAUUACUUGAAGCAGCGCUUUUAGCAGAACCAUAUUGCGAUGCCAUCGAUAUAAAUAUUGGCUGUCCUCAAGCUAUAGCCAAACGUGGACAUUACGGGGCUUUUUUACAAGAUGAUUGGGAUUUAUUAGAAAGAAUAGUUAGCACAUUGAGUAAAAGCCUUCAUAUUCCUGUGACUUGUAAAUUAAGAGUAUUUACUGACGUGGACAAAACUAUUGCUUACGCACAAAUGUUAGAAAAAGCAGGAGCAAGUCUUCUCACAGUACAUGGCCGUACAAGAGAACAAAAAGGACCACUCACAGGCUUAGCAUCAUGGGAUCACAUUCGUGUAGUUCGGGAGAACGUAAAAGUUCCGGUCAUCGCUAACGGCAAUAUACAGUGCGUACAAGACGUUGAAAAGUGCAUUAAUGAAACGGGAGUCCAAGGUGUAAUGUCAGCUGAAGGAAAUCUCUAUAAUCCACUUAUUUUUGAAGGAUGUUACCCACCCAGCUGGGAACCAGCAUCAGAGUACUUAAAUCUUGUGGAACAGCAUCCCGCACCUUCCUCCUACAUUCGUGGUCACUUGUUUAAGAUGUUUCAACGCACCCUUUGUCUUACAGAAAAUGAAGAAGCACGAGCACUGUUGGCUGAAAAUUCUACUAUGGAGUCUUUCAGGCGGGUCGUGGAAUUGUUAAAGGAACGGUACCUCCCUUAUCAUGAAGGCCGAUUGUCUUGGCCUGAAGAAAGAUCAGAUUAUGAUCUCGUUUUGCCGCCGUGGUUGUGUCAACCCUACGUUCGAGAUUCGCCAGAAGUGCAUCAAAAUAAAGUUGAAGCUAAGAAAAUGGAAUUGGAGAAUGGAGCAAAAAGAGAAUUUAAGGACGAAGAAGGAAACAUGGUAUCGCGCAAACGUAUGAAAAAAUUAAGAAGAAUUACCCGUCGUCCGAAUAAUAAUACACCACCUCUUAGACGAGGAAAACUCUUGUGCGGCGAUUGUCCGAAUCCUCUGGGCUUUAAAUGCGAGUAUCAACUUUGCCGCCAGUGCUGCAGAAGUAAGUGCUUUAAAGACAAUUUGGAUUGUGUCGGACAUAGAAAUUUGACGAAAACAAGAAGAAAAAUGGCAAUUGAUUUUGCCAAGCAACGGGAGAAUUCCGAAAAUUUGAUGUGAUUAUUCACUCAAUAGUAUGUAAAUAAAUGAAAUAAACAAAUUUAAAAAAAAAA
This is a messenger RNA of Belonocnema kinseyi, 1662 nucleotides long. RefSeq names its product tRNA-dihydrouridine(16/17) synthase [NAD(P)(+)]-like (gene Dus1). The transcript has 9 exons. Gene Ontology annotation, biological process: tRNA processing. NCBI's taxonomy places the organism in Eukaryota, Metazoa, Arthropoda, Insecta, Hymenoptera, Cynipidae. Gene Ontology annotation, molecular function: flavin adenine dinucleotide binding; tRNA dihydrouridine synthase activity. The record is from RefSeq and is a predicted model, not a curated record. The coding region runs from base 185 to 1609 and encodes 474 amino acids.